AUGCCGGACACGGGAUUUAGUAGCAGCACCAGCCAUUGUAGCAGUAGCAGCCGAACACCGAUUCGGUUGGGCACCAGCAUCACUAGCAGCAGUAGACGAGACACCAAGAUGACCGGCGGCAGGAUCCCGCAAUCCGCUCGCAUGCCCCGCAAGCUCCAGCGACCUUCCGGAAGAUCACUUCUUUCGCGUCGCUUCCUCGCAAACCACCUGUCCGCUAUCGUACCGAUCGUUUUGCUGUUGAUAGCCUUCUGCAGUGAUUUUGCGUAUCUGAGCGGUGAUACUGAUGGUGGGGGAGUGUUGGCCGAUGAAGUGACCACCACCCCGCCCGAGGAAACAUGGACAACGUCCAGCAACGAGAACGUUGGCACUGGAGAGGCGGCUCCAUUCGAUGCGUCAAUCCGUGGUAGCAAAAAGUUUGGUGAUAAAUGCGAGAGCACCACUGAGUGUGGCUUCGCCGGAUCGUUCUGCGAUCCGAAGAAGCAUACAUGUCAGUGUACUGUCGAUUUACCAGCAACCAAUCACAUUGAUAAAUGUGGCAAAACCCCGAUCAAUAAGCCGAUAGAACCGGAAAAGUACAUCGAUCCGGCAAUGAUUGGUGUUCUAGUGGCAAUGGCAGUCAUGUUUAUCAUCAUUUGCGUGGUCCUUCGCUUAUUCAGCAAGUAA
Anopheles funestus (African malaria mosquito) is the source of this 663-nucleotide messenger RNA. RefSeq lists its product as uncharacterized. The record is from RefSeq and is a predicted model, not a curated record. The coding region runs from base 1 to 663 and encodes 220 amino acids. The transcript has 3 exons. NCBI's taxonomy places the organism in Eukaryota, Metazoa, Arthropoda, Insecta, Diptera, Culicidae.